AUGGAUGGCAAAUUGAAAGCCCUGCAGGACACGAUCUACUCAAUCGUGGCCUCUCACCAGGAGCCCUCGACGGCUUUCAAGAUUUGCCGCGAGUAUGAGGAGGAAUACGGCUCCAUCAAUUUUGCGGAAUUCGGCUACUACAACGGCGUCGACAUGCUCAAGAAGCACCCCCGCAUCCAACUAGUUGAGGGCGAGGAAGGACGCGUGGUAUUUCGCGCCGCGAUCUCUACCACCGGCGCCGCGUACGACAUCCAGAAACUCAUCGCGCAUCAGCGCAAGAAGAAAAGCCGAAGCGGAGGAAGCGGUCGUGGGCGGCCGGUUUUCCACAAUAGAUACGCUACGCCAAAUCGGGUUAGCCCGCAAGCUUUCAAUCGGACAUCGACGCAGUUCGUCAUGCGACCUCGGCCGCCGAUGCCGGCCCUACAGCAACGUCCUGCCCCCUCCCCGCUCUUUUCGCCCGUGCGAGCGUCGUUGGCGGGCCGAAUUACGAUUGCAGCGCGUCCAUCGCCAUUGAAGGCCGCCGUGCCGGCUGCUCCUGUCGCUGCGAGGCCAGCAGCUGCACCAUCUCAGCGAAGAAACGUCUUCGCCCCGGUCCCCGUCAUGGCUGCCAAGCCAGUCACGUCGCAAGAUGGUAUCAAGCGCUUCGUCACUCUGAUCGACGACAUGGGCGGCUAUGCGACGCUGACGGACUUCCGGAGACGUUGGUACGAGCGCCACAGCGAACUCCUCACCGCAGAGGUCUUUGCUCGUUACUUCGGCGAGCCGAAGUUAAGCGCCGUGUGGCAGGCGUUGGAAGGAAAGGUCACAUUCGAAUUUAUCGAGACUGAAGGCGAAGAGGAUCUGGGGAUGUACACGGUGAAAUACGUUGACCGUGGGCGAACGUUGAAGCCAGCGCACCCCUCCCUCAGCGAGAUGCUCAACAACUUGAUCAACCAACUGACGCACGUAUACCCGGCCCCGCUUCCGUUUGACAAAGUCCCCAUCUACUACGCUCGUUUCUACAAGCAACAGCUGAGGCCCGAGGAGCUCUUCUCAAAGACAUGGCGCGAAGUGUUCUUCUCCGUCUUCAUGUCUGCCCUGCAAGUCGAUGAAGAAGAUAAAGUAAGAUUGCGCAAGAAGCCGGCUGCUGUGACGACGGCCACGCCAUCAGCCACAUCCAACAAGCCGCCGCAAAAGACAAUGGACGACAGCUGG
Mesorhabditis spiculigera is the source of this 1194-nucleotide messenger RNA. The record is from the annotation of a GenBank genome assembly. Lineage: Eukaryota; Metazoa; Nematoda; Chromadorea; Rhabditida; Rhabditidae.